Entelurus aequoreus (snake pipefish) is the source of this 3615-nucleotide messenger RNA. RefSeq names its product crk-like protein. The coding region runs from base 628 to 1548 and encodes 306 amino acids. The transcript is spliced from 4 exons. Gene Ontology annotation, biological process: positive regulation of ERK1 and ERK2 cascade. Lineage: Eukaryota; Metazoa; Chordata; Actinopteri; Syngnathiformes; Syngnathidae. The record is from RefSeq and is a predicted model, not a curated record. Gene Ontology annotation, molecular function: protein binding.
GUCAGUGACGUGCACUUCAAGAGCGGGACCUGCCCUCCCGUCGCCAUUUUUUUUUAGCCUCGUACUCUCGCCGCUAUUAUUGAGUAAGGGCGGUAGAGGAGGAAUAAGACGAGAAAGUAUUUUGGGGGGGAAAUAAUUCAAAGCGAGCGAGGAGCGGUGAGGUACGCGCGCGGUGUAACGUGACAUGCACGCGCACGAGACCCGCCGCAGUUGUGCAAUAAUCUUCUCUCGGGUGAAGAAGACGUGUGGAGGAGGGCCGCCAUUUUUCUCCUUCGCCGCCUCGGAAGUCCGCUCCGACUCCAGAAGCGGGAUUUGAGGAGGCCUUUCCGCCCCGCGCGCCUCACGGUAAAGACCCGGAGAAGGUAAUGCUAAAUCCUUUUCAAACGGCGACCUUGAGCGGGCAUGAGGGAUUUUCAGACCAAGUGAGGACAUCCAUUCCUCUUCGUCGUCUUCUCAGAACAGACACUGAUCGCAGGAGAUAACUUACAAGAUCUUCUCGGAAGGAGGAAGCAAAAGGGGAAGCUUCACUGAGCAUUUGUUUCUUUGGUGGGCGUCCAUGUUUAUUUUUAUUGUCUUCCUGGACCCUGCUGACCACACUAUGGUCCAAAGUUGCUGCUGUUUGUGAACAUGUCCACUGCUCGCUUCGACUCCUCUGAUCGCGCGGCCUGGUAUUUUGGAUCCGCGUCACGCCAAGAGACGCAGAAUAGGUUGCAAGGACAGAGACAUGGCAUGUUUCUGGUUCGAGACUCGUCCACCUGUCCCGGCGACUACGUGCUGUCAGUGUCCGAGAACUCCAAAGUGUCUCACUAUAUCAUUAACUCCUUGCCCAGUAAGAGGUUUAAGAUCGGAGACCAAGAGUUCGAACACCUCCCCGACCUUUUGGAGUUCUACAAAAUCCACUACCUGGAUACGACCACGCUAAUAGAACCAGCACCCAGGUACCCAAGCCCAGUGUGUGGUCCCAUCCAGCCCAUGGUUGGCCAAGAAGAGAACCUGGAGUAUGUUCGGACUCUGUAUGACUUCACCGGCAGUGACGCAGAGGACCUCCCCUUCAAAAAGGGCGAGAUUCUUAUUAUCUUGGAUAAACCGGAAGAGCAGUGGUGGAGCGCCAAGAGCAAAGACGGUCGCGUUGGAAUGAUCCCUGUGCCCUAUGUUGAGAAAUUGGUACGACCCUCGCCCCACCCAGGCCAGCCCACCAUCGGAUCCCGCAACUCCAACAGCUAUGGGAUUCCAGAGCCUUCGCACGCCCUCGUCCACGCCUAUGCCCAGCCGCAGACCCCGUCGCCUCUUCCUCCCGGUACUCCCGGAGCCGUCAUCACCCCGCUCCCUUCGUUGCAGAACGGACCUGUCAUUGCGAAGGCCAUCCAGAAACGAGUGCCCUGCGCCUAUGACAAAACAGCUCUUGCUUUAGAGGUGGGCGACAUAGUCAAGGUGACGCGCAUGAACAUCAAUGGUCAGUGGGAGGGUGAGGUGAACGGACGAAGGGGUCUCUUCCCAUUCACCCACGUGAAAAUUCUAGAUCCCCAGAACCCAGAAGAGAGUGACUAAAUGACAAAUGGAACCUUAUUGCCUAGACCCAGCUGUACGUGAGUCUGCUGGUUGCCGUCUCUCUCCCUCUCCUUCCCACAGUGUCACCAUGUGCUUUUCCCUGCUAUGUGCUGUACCAUGACAAUACCCCCAACCCCCAAAAACCCUUCCCAUCUUUUAGCCGCUGUUGCAAGAUUUUUGCCACUGUUGCAAGAGGCUUUGACUGUUUACAUCUUUGGAUUGAACUAAACACCUGACUCCCCCUGACAAACAGUGUUCUUAGACCCGGGGUCCAUUAUCAUUUCCACCACUCUUAUAUGUUCAACAUGUAUAUUUAGACAAUUUUUGGGUGUGUAUGUUGCGUUUGCAAGUGAUUAUUUGUACAAAAGAACGGACUAUGGCAACAUGGAGCUCACAAGCUAUUCUAAUAUUUGAAGAACACUUUACGUGUUUGUGUGAUGGACGAAUCAUUGUUUGUGUUGACUUUGUGCCACCUGAUCAACGAGGAUGUGUGCAGGAAGGGGCAUGUUUGCAUGGCUUUGAGCACAACAAUGCUGUACCUAAAAAUGAGCUUGUUGACAUCGAAGCACUACAGCACUUCCCACUACAAUAUAGCAUGUCACAUCAUGAGGACCCCCACUCCGCAGGUGAGAACCGCCCCCAAAAAGUCUCAGUAAGCCAAUGAGAUCCCAGUAAAUGCCUUUAAGAAAGAUAUCUUUUGCCACAUUAAAGCCUGGUGUAUACUCUCGCGUCACAUAACUUGCGUAAGCGAAGCCGUCUUGGCCCCUCCCCCUGCGUCCCGCAACAUUUGCUUGAAAACGGAUAUGGUUUACUUCAUCUCAGUGCGCUAUAAAAAUAAUUACUGAGAAAGUCAGAACGUACGACACUCGUUAACUUUUAUUGCCAAAAAUCAAUAACUCAUGACCAUGCACAUUAACACAAGCAUGUUGUUAAAGUAGUUAACAGUUUUAUUUUCAAUUACAUGAUAGAACUCUAUUGUCUUGUAUCCUGAACAUCUGAAUGGCUCUGCAAAAAAAUAGCAUCCUCUGCAAUGCGACUAGUUCAGAAGUUGCACAGUCCAUCUUCCCAAAUGUAUUUUCCUCUGGUUUAUGAGUAGAACGUCAAUUAAAAGUAAACUGAUGAUUCUGAAUUAGUUCCAGUGUCCACAAAGAUGUCGAUGUUGCGGUUGUCAUCACUCUUUACAAGAAGGUAAAUAUCUAGUUAACGACAGCUGCGGUUGCUCCUUUUGGACACACUGCCUCUUAGUGUUUUGGAAGAGAAUUACACGUCUGGCGCCACCCCCAGGGAAGAACUAUAAAUCAAACAAGACAAAAGCUAUGUGACACGGGAGUAUAUUCCAGGCUCAAGUCUUCUCUUAAUGUUUUUAAAUGUGUACUCCUUGUCUAUUUAGGAUUUUUACCUAGCUUUAUUCUUUAUUCAUGCACAUGAUGGAAAUGUUGCCGUCAUUUCUAUUUUAAUCAUAUGGUGCGUCCGACCCCCGCCCGACAUAUCUGCUGUAAGAAAAAAAAGACUUGCCUCUUUCUCACCUCUCAAAUCGUUUUUCCCUUCACUUGCUCCUUUUAGUAUUUUUUGGGAAGUGUUCCUGUGAAUGCUAUUGAACAAAAGGGAAACGGCCUGCUGGUUGCCUCUCAGGGCAAAGGAGACGCUUGUGGCCAAAUGCUGCUUUAUGUCCUGUAUUUCCUGGUCCUUUAUGAUUUCAUAGCCUCUUAGUCAUGACUUGAUCAAGCCCUACUAAUUAAGCAAUACACCUGACAUUCAGCUGCCCUCUUGAAGUCACCUUCUCGUGCUUCUGAGUUGUUUAGUAAUGACAUUACCAGUGUUACUGUGUUACACUACCAGUAUUACUGUUACAUUACCAGUAUUACUGUUGCAUUACCAGUAUUACUGUGUUCCCAACUCUUAGAUAAGCCUGUAUUUGACUUCAGAAUAAAUAAAAAAAAUUGUGCCUUUUUAUUUUCAUAUACCAUUGACACGUGUUAAUAUUUCCCAUGGUUAACACCUGUGCUGGUAUUGACCCUUUAUGUACAGAACAAGUAAAUAAAAUUUACAUCUACUACUUUGAAGCGC